Molecule: messenger RNA, 906 nt
Organism: Belonocnema kinseyi
Lineage: Eukaryota; Metazoa; Arthropoda; Insecta; Hymenoptera; Cynipidae
Exons: 2
Coding region: 1-906 (301 amino acids)
Source: RefSeq, a predicted model, not a curated record
AUGGUGUACUCCGACGGGCAGGGAUCAGGGCAAAAGGGGAGUGUCUGGAUCCCGGUAGUCAGAGUUUCUGAAUCCGCAACCAGAGCUCUUGUGGCUCUGGUCAACUUGCCCUAUUUGGGGUCAGGCAGGGUAACCUCAAGGUGGACCCAACAGGGCUCCUCAGGGGGACCUUCAGCGUCUGGGGAUGCUCUGACUUAUUUGUUCAAUAUUCAAAACAGGAGUGAGGUUCUUAAUCUGACUCUAUUCUCGGAGUGGCUGAGAAGUAGGGGAGUGGACUGGAGAUUCUCUAAGGAAGAGUCUCUCUCGGAUCACAAAUAUAUCCUGUUUCAGCUAAACCUAGCUAAACCAGUGGUUUCAAAAAUCAGAAACCCUAGAAAUACACUCUGGGACUCAUAUGAAGAGGAACUCAGGGGAAGGCUAGUGGAAUUUCCCACAAACAAUAGCAGUAUUGAUAAGUUAGAGCACGCCGCGGAUUUUCUGCAAAGAGCUCUGACAACAUCGUAUAAAAAAAAUCGCCCCACAAUCACAGUUAACUCUAGGAAAAGAGCAGAAUGGUGGAAUGCGCACCUGGAGAAACUUCGCAAAAAGACAAUAGCGCUGUGCAAUAGGGCAAAUAAAACCAAGUUGCCUUCAGACUGGGACACCUACAAGUCGGCUCAGUAUAAAUAUAACAAAAAUAAAAGAAGGUAUAAGCAGGAAGACGGGAGAGGCUUUUGUGAGGAAUCGAAAGAUAUUCCAGAAACAGCAAGGCUUUUAAAAAUCCUGGCACAAAACCCGGAAGCUCGCCUUGGGCUCAUUAGGCUUGUAAAUGGCGAGUUCGCCGAAGACGAAAAAGCAACGCUGAACUGCCUGAUGGAAAUUCACUUCCCGUGGUUUCAGAGAAUUCAAACCGACCCAGAGGAGUAA